Lepus europaeus (European hare) is the source of this 5553-nucleotide messenger RNA. RefSeq names its product PARP1 binding protein (gene PARPBP). The transcript is spliced from 11 exons. The coding region runs from base 315 to 2039 and encodes 574 amino acids. Lineage: Eukaryota; Metazoa; Chordata; Mammalia; Lagomorpha; Leporidae. The record is from RefSeq and is a predicted model, not a curated record. Gene Ontology annotation, cellular component: chromatin. Gene Ontology annotation, biological process: negative regulation of double-strand break repair via homologous recombination.
UGGACUCAACGGGGUGGAAAAACAGAACACUUUUGGGACGAUAUAGGAACUUUUUUUUCCUUGAGUGAUCUACCACAGAUACUACCUCUACUUCAAAACAAAUGUUUUUAAAUACAGCUUUAAUUAGUUUUGUCUGUGUCUGCAAUUCUAAGUUUGCAGAAUUUGCAUGUCUGUUUUGUGUGAAUUUUCAGAAUUGAAGCUUGGAGGUUGUUAUUUCAAAAGAUUUGGCUUAAGAAAACUAAAGAAGAGGAAAAUAUGAUUGGGCAUAAAUUGUAUUAUUCUGUUUUUCUAAACUUAAUUAAAAGCAAUCUUGAAUGGCUGUGCUUAAUCAGAAGUCUGUCUUGGAUAUGAUUAAGGAGUUCAGAAGGAAUUGGCACACUCUUUGUAACUCUGAGAGAACUACUGUGUGUGGCGCAGACUCCAUGCUCUUGGCAUUGCAGCUUUCCAUGGCAGAGAACAACAAACAGCACAGUGGAGAAUUUACAGUCUCUCUCAGUGAUGUUUUAUUGACCUGGAAGUACUUACUACAUGAGAAACUGAACUUACCAGUUGAAAAUAUGGAAGUGGUUGACCAUUAUGAGAAAAUUAGGAAGAGUUAUGAUGACUUCUUGAAAAAUAGUAAUAUGUUAGAUCUGAUUGAUGUUUAUCAAAAAUGUAGAGUUUUAACUUCUAAUUGUGAAAAUGACAAGAUAUCACCUAGUCAAUUACGGGAUUUUCUGUCUGGCAGACAGUAUACGGUAGAUGAUGAAAUUGACCUUUGUUUACCAACGUCACCAAUGAGUGAGCACCAACAGGAUACUGAAAAGGUGCGGACACUAGCAAAAAAAAUUAUCUUCUCUUACUUAAACUUGCUAGUGAAUUCAAAGAAUGACCUGGCUCUGGCUCACAUUCUUAAUAUUCCUGACAGAGGACUUGGAAGAGAAGCCUUCACAGAUCUGAAACAUGCUGCUCGAGAGAAACACAUGUCACUUUUUUUGGUGGCUACAUCAUUUAUUAGGACAAUAGAACUUGGAGGGAAAGGAUAUGCACCAUCACCGUCUGAUCCUUUAAGGACACAUGCAAAGGGAUUGUCUAAUUUUAUUAAUUUCAUUGACAAAUUAGAUGAGAUUCUUGGAGAAAUAUCAAAUCCAAGCAUUGCAGGGGGUCGGAUACUGUCCGUGAUAAAGACUCAGCUGAUGAAAGGCCAGAACAGCAGGGAUGCUUUUUAUAAAGCAGUCGAGGAAGUUGCUCAGGAUUUGGAAUUGAGGAUUAAAAAUAUUAUCAAUUCUCAACAAGGAGGCGUAGCUGUUAGCACCACUGACAUCAGUCCUGCAAGGCCAAAAUCUUUUGCCAUAAACCAUGACACUGCAUACUGUGGCAGAGAUACUGUGAAAACCUUACUUGUUCUUUUGGAUGAAGAAGCAGCCAAUGCUCCUACAAAAAACAAAGCAGAGCUUUUAUAUGAUGAUGAAAACACAAUUCAUCAUGACAGAAUUUCUGUUCUUACACUUUUUAGAUCUCCCUCGCAAGUGAGUAAUUCAUCAUUGAAACCUUUAAGAGAACGCGUCCAAAAGUCAAUGCAGGAGAAAAACAUUAAGAUGAAGCAAUCCUUGAUUAGAUCCCAGUUUGCUUGUACCUGUAAGGAUGACUGCCUGAUAAGCAAGGAUAAAUGGAAUAUUACUUCAGCAUCAAAACCUUUGUGUGUUCUUAACAUGGAAAAUGACCUCUCUGAGGGUGUAAAUUCAUCUGUUGGAAGAUCAACAGUUGGAACAAGUUUUGAAAGUGUUCAUCUGGACAGAAGUACAAGUGAAAAAGUGUCAAGAAAAUCAAGUAGUCAGACAAGAAAUAAAAGCUCAAAAAGGAAACAGGUGGAUUUGGAUGGUGAAAACAUUCUCUAUGAAGAUGGAAAUGAACCAUCUCAAUAUAAAAAUGUAAAGAUAGCUAGGAUACCAAACAAUUCACAGAAUAGAUUAGAUGGCAAAGUACCAAAAGGCAAGUGUACUGCCAAGGACAAAUUGAUUGCUGGCCAAACAAAGUUAACUCAAUUUUUCAGACUCUGACUUUGUUUUUAAUGUGCUUCAAAUUUAUGUAUAUGUAAAACCAUUAACCAAAAAUGCUGAAUUUAAGAGAUUAAGGUGUAAAUCAUGCCACUUUAUUAUUUUGGUCUGAAGUGUAAGGUUACUAUGUUAGACAUUUCUCAAAAAAACUAGCAAGUCAUAGUUCAUGCAGAAUUUUCACAAAGUUUAAUGCACAGAGCAAGCAUAUCACUUAGGUUAUUGAUACAUCUUAACACUACUUUCUUUUAAAACAGGCAAUUUAAAUAAUACACAAGUUAGGGUAACAUUAAGGGCUUCUCUUUCUACUGGCAACUAAGCAGUUUUGUUUUCUUCUGAAAGGAUGAUGUGAACCAACAGAUUUCAGACUUGCCAGCAUGGUCGGUAGACUCUUCCCAGCAUACACCUGAGCACUGAAGGAAAAAGAAUGUACCAAAUGAAUCAAAGUUACAAUAACCAGUUGAAUGCUUUUUAAUUCAUGUUUUUGGCAGAAAUAAUAUUUGAUCCCAAUUCAGUUAAACUCAAGAGUUUUAUGAUAUCGAUAUAAAACUUGGUUUUAAAAAUACUACUCACUGUCAAAAUCUCUCCUUCCUAUAGGAAAUUUAGCAGAGUUUUCCUCAUCCCCAAUUUCUCUCUUGUCUUGUGUUGAUUCAGUAUUCUGAACUCCAUUCUCAGCUGGAAAGGCUACCGAUCCUUUUAGUGCAAGAUAAGGCUUUAGAGCCAGAUGCAGUGGCAGACCAUGAUUUAAGAAAUUAUGUUUGGAGCCUGUGUUCUGUAAAAAGAAGGUUGAUUUGUAUUUUAGCGGUCUUGCUAGAGAUGGAGCUAUCACAAUUUAUAGUAUUCUUACUGCUUACAAAUGCUCUGUACUGUUUUUGACUCCUUAAAAAUACCUUAUAUACAAGUUUAUUGGGAAAGAAACCUAGUAUAUAUGAAAUUAUCAGUUGUCCUAAUGCACAUUGGGACUAUUUGCAUAUACUUCUCUUUGAAAAAUAAAAGUAUCAAUUUUAUUUUUCAAAGGAUUUAUAGAAGUCAUUUAAAUUUCCAUUGAAACAGAGGACAAAUCCCAUUACUACUUACUCUUGAAUUUUUGUUUUCUUCCUCAUUCAUGAAAAUGGUCUCAUCAUUUUUAUAUUGUUCCAGGGAAGGAGCAAUGACUGAUUUUUCUGCGGUAUCUUCCUUCUGAAAGGCUUUUCCCAUCCUAAAUGUAUUAAGUACCAUGUCAUCUUCUAAAUUUCUUAUGGACUUGGAAGCCGAAAGCAAAAUACCUUGAGAAAACAGAGCAAAAGUUAGUAAUAAUACGUAGGAAGAGAGGCUCAUUUUUGCCAUUCGUAGUUUGAUGUUUGCAUAGAGUCGAAUUUGCAGUCAACCUACUUGGUAAAUGAAUCCCUACCUUUAUAUAUUUUUCAGCUUGAAUAGAAGACACUUCAAGUGCUUACACUUUGAUUAUUUCAGAAAUGACUCAUCACAGAGGCUAACCUUUUACAUAGCUGCUAAUACCUGCAUUGUUUCGGUUUUAAUGGCAUAUUUGAGUGAAUUCUCAGAAUCUGAUUAAAAUCCUAGGUAGAAUGCUUUCUGUUGAGUAGAUUAUAGUCUCUUGAAAAUGGGUUGUUAUUAAGGAAGACCACAGGACAUCAGGCUCUGUUAUUGUUUCCUUCUGUGUAUUUUCUGAUUAAGCAAGAUAUUAAAACUUAAGUUACUUUACUCAACAAUAAUAAGGAUGAAAGUUUUGUUUCCCUUUAAUCCUGAUUAAAUUGAAAUAAACUUUAUAAAGAUUCUUGUAUAGAUACUUGAUAUAAUCUUUGGUGAUUAAAGUAAAUAUACUUAAUGUGAAUAAAAAAGCCAGUCAUGUUACAUCUAGAACUGACCUUUCAGGUGUAUUUUGUCUGCAUUUUAAAAAGGAUGAUGCUGGUCUAUUGAUGAAUUUAGUAACAAAAAGAGGUCAUGAAACUAGUGUUUAUGUGCUCCAUAAAUAUGAAGCACAUACAUUAGUUUUGAAUAAUGUGUGUAUGUUGUAUGCAUUUUGACUGUUUCAGAAUUUCUAAUUUUGACCCCAAUGAAUAAGAAUACAUUCUGUAUGUCUUCUGGUACACAUGUGUAAGAGCUUACAUAAGAUAUCUUACUAGGUGUGGGGGUCAUGUAAUGUGUAUGUUCAGCUUUGCUAAUUCUAAAAUGUUUCAGAAUAGGAGUAACUGGUAUUACACCUGUAAGGUUUGAGAAUUCCCCAUGCUCUGUGCCAUUGGGUAUAUCGUUGUCUUUUUGGUUUAUAUUUCUCUAAUUACCAAAGGGUUUGAGUGUUUCAUAGGUUUGAGCCAUUUAAAAUUAUGUAAAAAAUUUUAAAAUAUUUAAAAGACAACUAAAUAUCACUCAGCUUGUGACUCUUCAACUCCUUUGUGGUGUCCUUUUGUAAACCAAAUAGUUUUUUUUAGUGGUUAUUGUUUUUUAGAAAUGCUUCCCAAAAGUGGGAUUUUUUACAUACCUGUAUUUCCAUAUGUUUCAAAGCUUAAGUGUUUUGACUUUCAUAUCAUGUUUAAAUUCUUAAUUCAUCUAGAAGCUUGUGAGAUAGGAUAUUGGAAAACGCAAAAUUCUGUAACAGUAAUUCACCUGGUCUGCACUACCUCUUUGUGGUAUAUAGGAUUUCCAUAAAUGGAUGGAUAUGUUUCUGACCUCUCUAAUCCACCACCAAACCUAUAAUCUUACCAGAUAUUAAAAGUUAAGAUAUGUUAGGUCCAGUUUCCCAGCUCUCUCCUCACCCACCAGUUUUUCCUCCACAGUAGUUUGACUAUUCCUGACCAUUUCUUUUCCAUAUAAACCUUUAAAUCAGCUUUUCUUGUACUGUAUGAAAAUGUGAUGGGGUUUUAAGUGUGUAUUGGUUAAUGUUAGUUUUGGAGAGGAGCUGUUCCCCUUAAGAUAUGUUGUUAUGCAUCAAUAUGGUAGUUUUCUCUAUUUGCUUAGGUAUUUCACCUUUCACAACAUUUUGUAACUUUCUUCAUAAAGAUCUUACAUAUCUUUGUGGACAGAAUUAUAAUUACAUUCCCCAUUUUUGGUAAUUUAAAUGAUAUCCUUAAAAAUGACCUUUUCUAAUACUAUAGCUGGUGUGUGCAUAUAAUUGGUUUAUGUGUAGUGAUAUGACAUAGAAAAAACUGAGUAGAUGAUUCUUUGGAAUUUCCCAUGAAGACAAUUGAUGUAAAUAAUGGCCUCCGUUGCUUUUUGCAAGUCUGUAUUCCACGUGUUCAUGUGUUUAUACACACUGGCUAAAACCAGUAGGAAAUGGAAAUGACAGACAUCUUUGCAAUAUUGCUUAUUUUACAGAAAAGGUUUAAUAUUUUACCACUGAGGAUGUUUCCUGUAGAUUUCCCAUGGACUCUUCCUGUAAAGUACAGCAUGUUCUCUUCCAUUUUUGGAUUACUAUUAGUUUUUGUCAUGAAUUUGUUGAAUCUUAUUGAAUGCUUUUUCUGUAUAUAUGGAGUUAACAGCUUUUUCUAAUCUUAUUCAUGAAGCCUAAUAAAUAUAUAACUGGAUU